This is a messenger RNA of Rhinolophus ferrumequinum (greater horseshoe bat), 2916 nucleotides long. It is a transcript of the gene WBP4, whose product is annotated as WW domain binding protein 4. Gene Ontology annotation, cellular component: precatalytic spliceosome; nucleus. The transcript is spliced from 10 exons. The record is from RefSeq and is a predicted model, not a curated record. The coding region runs from base 187 to 1332 and encodes 381 amino acids. Gene Ontology annotation, molecular function: RNA binding; protein binding; zinc ion binding. Gene Ontology annotation, biological process: mRNA splicing, via spliceosome. Lineage: Eukaryota; Metazoa; Chordata; Mammalia; Chiroptera; Rhinolophidae.
GCGGAUUGAGGCGUCUGGGCACCCGUAGUUGGGAACAGUGAAACACGGGUCCCGUGGAAGGAGGGAGGUGUCCGGGCUCCGAGGCUCGGGUGGGCCUCGCAUCGGGCCGCGCUGCCAGUCGCCCCGCGUGGAGAACGCGAGCUUGAGCCGGACCCCGAGGCGACGCGCGGAGCGGCUGGUCCAGUCAUGGCAGACUACUGGAAGUCACAGCCAAAGAAAUUCUGUGAUUACUGCAAGUGUUGGAUAGCAGACAACAGGCCUAGUAUUGAAUUUCAUGAAAGAGGAAAGAAUCAUAAGGAAAAUGUGGCAAAGAGGAUCAGUGAGAUUAAACAGAAAAGCCUGGACAAGGCAAAGGAAGAAGAAAAGGCAUCAAAGGAGUUUGCUGCAAUGGAGGCAGCUGCCCUGAAAGCAUACCAAGAGGAUUUGAAAAGGCUUGGCUUAGAGUCAGAAAUUACAGAGCCCAGCAUACCACCAGUAACCAGCACUGUCAUACCCACGUCUGUAUCAAAUCAGCAGAAAGAAAAGAAGAAAAGGAAAAAAGACCCUUCAAAGGGCAGAUGGGUAGAAGGCAUAACCUCUGAGGGUUACCAUUACUAUUAUGAUCUUAUCACAGGAGCAUCUCAGUGGGAGAAACCUGAAGGAUUUCAAGGAAACUUAAAAAAGACAGCAGUGAAGGCUGUUUGGAUAGAAGGUUUAAGUGAAGAUGGUUAUACUUAUUAUUAUAAUACAGAAACAGGAGAAUCCAGAUGGGAAAAACCUGAUGAUUUCAUUCCACACUCUGGCGAUCUGCUUUCUAGUAAAGUCAAUGAAAAGUCACUUGGCACCCGAGAAGAGUCCAAAUCAUCAGAUUCGCACAGUGAUUCUGAUGAGGAACAGGAAGCAGAAAAAGGAGAGGUCUCUACAGUGGAAAAAGGAGAGGUCUCUACAGAAACACAAAAGAUAAAAAUAAAGUUUAAGGAAAAAAAUAAAAAUAGUGGUAAAGGAACUGAACCAGAAAAACAGAAAGAAAAAAAUAUCCAAGAGCAGAAUUCAUCAGGUCCAAGUGAAGAAAAAUCCAAAGUUCAUAAAAAAUCAAACCCCUAUGGAGAAUGGCAAGAAAUUAAGCAAGAAGUUAAGUCUCCUGAGGAGGUAGAUUUGGAACUUCCAAGCACUGAAAAUGAAUAUGUGGCAACUUCAGAAGCUGAUGUUGGUAGGGAAACCAAAGUGGUUUUUAAAGAAAAAACAGUCACUUCUCUUGGAGUCCUGGCAAAUGAAGUGGCCCCAGUCUUCAAAAAGAGAAGAACUGAAAAUGGAAAAUCUAGAAAUUUAAGACAACGAGGUGAUGAUCAAUAAUUGUAAAAGAGCUUUUUGUAUGGGCUUUAAGGACAGAAUGGAGACUACACGUCUUAAAAGCUUCUCUUAUUUCUAAAAACUUUAAUGCUGAAAAUUUAGAUUUACUCUAAAUGUGUUUUAUGUGAAUUUAGAAUCUUUUUUGUUCCUAAAAUGAAAGCAUUAUAAUACAGUGUAUUAUGUUCCAUGUCUUAAAAAAUGCUAAUUAUGUCAUAAGAUGCUAUGUAUCUGUUAUUUAAAACAUGGAAAAGCAAGGCCUUUAUUCCAUUCUUACUUAUGUGAACAUACUUAUCCUGCACUGAAAACGCAUUACUUCUGCACGCCAAAUACUAACUAUUGUCCAAGAUGUAAGAAUCAGACCACACAAGAGAAGAGUCACAGCCCAGUGAUAAUUCAGUUCUGAGGAUCCCGUCAGAAGGCUGAUGGAGACAGUGUGUGCAUAUUGGCUAACAUUACUCAACUGAAGGUCCAGGGCCAAGACGGACUGCAGCUCAGGUAUUUCAAAUGCAGCGCUUAAUGCAGAGUGCAAAUUGGACCAAAGAUAGAAAUGUGUAUUUGCCCAGUUCAUUUGAAAGCAGCAGCCACUGCUUAAGCAUUUUUACUUAAGAGGUGGGAACUGGGGGUGUAAAGAUGAAAAAGACAUAUCCCUAUUCACGACUUCACAUUCUAGCAUAGUCCUUUUUCCCUCAGUCACAUACUCUGUUCAGCAGCCUUAUAUGUACUGAAAAAAUUUUAAGGUGUAUUUAAAACAAUGUAGAUGAAGGCUUGAACAAAAAUAGUAAGAGCUCUGGCUUCAGUAAAAGUUUUUAGUGUUUUCUGAGACAAAUUGGAAAUUUCCUGUUUUCUGGCUAAAUUUCUUAAAAAGUGGCAUUUUCUUAUUCAUUUGAAGUAGAUACCUUCCCUUUAUUACUCCAAAUUCUUAAAAUUAUAUUUUUUAUAAAAUGUACAGUAUUUAAUGUUUGGUAGUAAAUAUUUGUCUUUUUAAGGUUACUAGUACAUGUAAGAAAAUGAUAGCUUAUUAAAAACUUUAUGAAAGAGUAAAUUAAAUACUGGUUUUUGUUUGUUUUUGAAUUCUAAUACUGAUUAGAGUCAACUUAGCAUUGGUGAAAUAGUAUUUGGAGAUUUUUCUUUACAUUUGUUCUAUUUACUUACUUGGGUGUGCCCUGAAUGUAGAGCAUUAUGAAGUAUUUUAGAUUCUCUGAGUCCACCUGUCAUGUAGCCGCGCAGUGCAUUUUGUUGCUUGACUCUCAACUGGGAAGAUGGUAAGACUAUAAAUGGAAUGCUGCUGUCUUUUACGCACAUUUAGCGUAUACAAAAUACACAAUUGAAGACUUUUUGUAAAACUACACUUGUAACGUAUUUUUCUUUGAUGCGUUCUUUAACUGCUUUGCCUUUGUGAUAAGACAGUAUUCUUAGAAGUUUAAAGGUAAAUCUUUAAUAGUACUUUUCUGUUUGCUUUGAAAGAAUAAGAAAAGAACUUGUCAGUUUACCUAGAUUUUUUUCAGAAGUUAAAUGUUUGAUAUCAUUUUUACCAUUAUCUUUCUAUUAUUUAUGUGUGUGUGUAUAUAUACAUACAUACACACACAC